Messenger RNA from Triticum aestivum (bread wheat), 3519 nucleotides. Its product is annotated as DNA topoisomerase 3-alpha. The coding region runs from base 96 to 3017 and encodes 973 amino acids. The record is from RefSeq and is a predicted model, not a curated record. The transcript has 24 exons. Gene Ontology annotation, cellular component: nucleus; RecQ family helicase-topoisomerase III complex. Lineage: Eukaryota; Viridiplantae; Streptophyta; Magnoliopsida; Poales; Poaceae. Gene Ontology annotation, molecular function: DNA topoisomerase type I (single strand cut, ATP-independent) activity; zinc ion binding; DNA binding. Gene Ontology annotation, biological process: DNA recombination; DNA repair; DNA topological change.
CGAACCAAAAUUUUCAAAGAGGGCCGAAACCUCCCGCCCUUUCCCCGUUCCCCCCACCCCCGAGCGGCGGAGCCCCCUCCCUCACUCCUCCCGCGAUGCCUCCCGGCGGCGGCGCGAUCCGCGUGCUGAACGUGGCGGAGAAGCCGUCGGUGGCCAAGUCCGUGGCGGAGAUCCUGUCGCGCGGGGGGAUGCAGUCGCGGGCGGGCCGGUCCCGCUACAACCGCGUCUUCGAGUUCAACUACGCCAUCGGCGCCCAGGCCUGCCACAUGCUCGUCACCUCCGUCACGGGCCACCUCAUGGAGCUCGACUUCGACGACCGCUACCGCCGCUGGUACUCCUGCGACCCCGCCGAGCUCUUCCACGCCCCCGUCCGCAAGGCCGUCCCCCAGGAUAAACAGGACAUAAAGAGAACAUUGGAAGAGGAAGCUAGGACGUGUCAAUGGCUUGUGUUAUGGCUUGAUUGUGAUAGAGAGGGUGAGAAUAUCGCAUAUGAAGUGGUUGACAUUUGUGCGGGCGCAAACCGUAAUCUGAACAUUUGGAGAGCUCGCUUCUCAGCUUUGAUUCCCAGGGAAAUACAUGAAGCUGUGCAACAUCUCGCCAGACCCAACAAGCUAUUUGCUGAUGCUGUGGAUGCAAGACAGGAAAUUGACCUUCGCAUAGGUGCCUCCUUCACUAGGUUUCAAACAAUGCUGCUAAAAGAUGCAUUUGUCCUUGAUGUCAGUGGGGAAGAAAGGAAUAUGGUUCUGAGCUAUGGUCCUUGCCAGUUUCCAACUCUAGGAUUUAUAGUUGAGCGUUUCUGGGAGAUACAAGCUCAUGAACCUGAAGAGUUCUGGACAAUAAAUUGUUCUCACACUUCAGAUGAAGGCACCGCGUCGUUUAUUUGGAUACGUGGCCAUUUGUUUGAUUACUCAUCCGCUGUUGUGAUCUAUGAAAUGUGUGUCCAUGAACCAAUGGCAACAGUACAGAAUGUCAGGAAUCAGGAGAAACUAAAAUACCCUCCAUACCCACUAAGUACCGUGGAGCUUCAGAAACGUGCUUCUAGGUGCUGCAGAAUGAGUUCAGAGCACACAAUGAAGGUGGCUGAAGAACUUUACCAAGCUGGAUUCAUUAGUUAUCCCAGGACAGAGACUGAUAGUUUCUCUCCAAACACUGAUCUGCAUGCAAUUGUACGUGAACAAGUGGAUCAUCCUGAUUGGGGAACGUAUGCCCAACGUCUUCUGAAUCCUGAAGAAAGGCUCUGGAGAAAUCCCAGCAAUGGUGGUCAUGAUGACAAGGCACAUCCUCCUAUUCAUCCAACAAAGUUUUCGACUGGUGAAAACAACUGGUCUCCAGACCACAAGAAAGUGUAUGAGCUAGUUGUUCGCCAUUUCCUUGCUUGUUGCUCCCAACCUGCAGUUGGAGCCGAGACAACCGUGGAAGUUGACAUUGCUGGUGAACAGUUCAAUGCAUCAGGGCGUGUCGUACUUGCUAAAAAUUAUUUGGACGUUUAUCGUUAUGACUCAUGGGGUGGUUCAUUACUUCCAACAUACACCAUCGGACAGCAGUUUGUUCCGACGUCUUUAACACUUGAUUCAGGAGUAACUCGACCACCACCUCUUCUUGCUGAAGCUGACCUCCUUAGCUGCAUGGAUAAAGCAGGAAUCGGCACCGAUGCAACCAUGCAUGAACACAUAAAAAAGCUACUUGACCGUUGUUAUGCAACCAAAGAUGCAAAUUCACGUUUCUCCCCAACAAAUCUUGGGGAGGCGUUGGUAAUGGGUUAUGAUGAAAUGGGGUAUGAGCUUUGGAAACCUUAUUUAAGAGCAAUGAUGGAAGCUGACAUGAAAUCAGUUAGUGUCGGUACAAAGAGUAAAGCGCAAGUACUUGAGGGUUGUUUGCAGCAGAUGAAGGCUUGUUUUCUGGAUGCAAGAGCAAACAAAGUGAAGCUCCUUGAUGCAAUGGGAACAUUCUUUGCUAGGUCAAAUAGACCUAUCAACGAGACACAAAAUACCAUUGAAGUUGUAAGGCCCUGUGGUGCAUGCAAUGACUCUGAAAUGUUGCUGAAGCGAAGGCCGAAUGGUGGUUUUAUGGUUGGCUGUCGGGGCUUUCCUCAGUGUAGAAAUGUAGUAUGGCUGCCCGGGUCCCUUGCAGAAGCUGCUGUGACGCAACAAAUUUGUCCUACCUGCAUUCCAGGUCCUGUUUAUAAGAUCCAAUUUAAGUUCAACCGAAGGGAUAUCCCACCAAGUUUCGAUGUUGAUCACCUAGGUUGCAUUGGUGGAUGUGACGAUGUACUCAAAGAGCUUACAGAGAUGAGUAGAUUUCAACAUCAUAACCAGACUACGAUGCCAGCAAGAAGCCAAAGCCAGACUCAGACUACAUCUACGAGUGGUGUAAGGCAGGGGGCUCCAAGGCAGGAUUUACCUACUGGUUCUCGUUCAACGGGGCAAUUUGCUAAUCAGCACACACCUGCUGUGAACCCCCAAGGGAGAGGUCAAAGCCAGACUCCGAGUGGUGUCGGAGUAAGGCAGGGGACUCCAAGGCGGGAUUUGCAUACCGUUUUUCGUACGGCUAGCCAGUUUGCUAAUGAGCAGCAGACACCUGGUGUGAAUCCACAAGGCUUUCGUUCGACCCACACGGGCCUUACCCAAAACUCAAGAAAUGCAUCAUCAUCAGGUGCAGGCCAAGUACUCUGCACUACAUGUGGAGAGGCCUGCAUAAACCGAACUGCUAAUACAGAGGCGAACAGGGGGAGGAAGUUCUAUAAAUGUCAAAAUCCUGGAUGCGGCUUCUUUGUAUGGGAAGACGAGCUGGAUAACGUGGCGCCCAGGGGCCGUGGGCGCGGCAGCCGCGGUGGUGGCAGGCAAGCAUCCGCAUCGGCAGGUCGUAGAGGCGGCGGGCGAGGCAGGAGGGGCCGGGGGAACGCCGACGCCGAGGGCAUGACGUUCGUCUCGGCGACUGGGGACACCGUGCACGGCUGCUGCUUCACCUGCGGCGACCCUUCCCACUUCGCCAACGCAUGCCCAAACCGGGGGCGAUAGCACAGAUCGGCAGCCUUAGCACGCACCAAGCAAAUGCACGUACAUUUAUGAUCGCUAGUGCAUCCAUCAUAGGCCAUGUUAGUGAUUUGACGGUGCUGCUGCUCGUAAGCUGUCAAGCGAAGCUGGAUGCGUGAGCCCGUGUCAACUCACACGCCAAAACCUGCGAACACGCACGUGCCGGCGGGAAGAUCAUGAUAACGCGAAGGCGAAAAGGCACACUUGCUCAAACUUAACGCUUACAAAUGUCACAGGGAAACCAACGGUUCUUCCAUGGCAUGAAGAUCGGAAUGAUGGGGCGAGCUGCGGUGCACGUAUGGCAUGCAAUCCGUCCAUGUAAAGCUCUUUCCGACAGUUCCAACCCCAUGAAUUCCAUCCAUUCCAUCCCAUCCCAAAGUCUCUAGUCAAAAAAGUGGAGCGGAAAAAAUGGAUCAUGUUUACCGCUUUUUUCCUUGCCCUACACCCAUCAGUAAUGAACCACCCAUCAGUAACCACUAUUUCGUCA